UGUUGACCCACUAUAGACUUUCAGUCGUAUGUCUCUUCCUCAAAAUUCGAACCGCGACACUCUAUAUACUCUAAGUACCAAUACAUUUGCGCUUUAGCUCAUUAAAAACUCUUAUUGUGUAAAAUAAAUACAGAGACUUCCGCUUUAACCGGGACUACUGACGGGUAACUUUAGUGUUUAAACGCGUGGGGCGUCUGCUGGCACUUUGUUCUGUCCGAGGCACGUUCAUCAGCUGGUAUCAUGGUUCACGAAGUGAAAGAUCUGGAUGAGUUCCAGAAAAUUCUGAAUGAAGCUGGAGACAAGCUGGUGGUGGUGGACUUCACAGCCGAGUGGUGUGGCCCCUGCCAAAUGAUGGCCCCAAUUUUUUGUGAGAUGUCACAGGAGCCUGUCAACGCAAACGUGAUUUUCCUGAAGGUGGACGCGACUGAUGGCAGGGAUGUGAAGUCAUUCUAUAAUGUCACCCGCAUGCCUGCAUUUCACUUUUACAAGAAUAACCAGAAGGUGUAUGAGUUCACCGGUGCUGAUGAAGCUCAACUACAUCAAAAAGUGAGAGAGCUCAGAUGAGAUGUCCCACCAAAAACAAAAUCUGCCUCACAUAUCUUUGAUAUUACUGUGUUACUCAUGACAAUGAAGUCUAUCCCACACAGUCAAUAAUACAUCCACAUAUCUUGUAACAGACCAAACAACUGUUAUCUCAUGUUAGACGAAUGUGUUUUAUUUUAUUAUAUUUCUUUCUUGUUUGUCUGUACAAAUACGUGUGUGUGUGUAUAUCUACACAUAUAUUCGUAUUCGUAAAUGAAAAUACAUGUAGACGAGUAUAUAUUGGUUUUUUUUGUUUGUUUUAUUAUGUCUGAAAUAAAUAAAGAUACAAAUACAAA
Messenger RNA from Maylandia zebra (zebra mbuna), 878 nucleotides. Its product is annotated as thioredoxin. NCBI's taxonomy places the organism in Eukaryota, Metazoa, Chordata, Actinopteri, Cichliformes, Cichlidae. The record is from RefSeq and is a predicted model, not a curated record. Gene Ontology annotation, molecular function: protein-disulfide reductase activity.